ACUACACCUGGAUUGACUGAGCGGCCAGGCAGCAGGCAUGUCCCGAAGGAAGCAGAGCAACCCCAGGCAGAUCAAACGUCCUCUGGAGGAUGGCUUGGAGGAAGAGGAUGAGGAGUGUGUCUCUGAGGAGAACGAGCUCCUGGCCAAAGAUGAGUUCUCAGCGGAAGAAAACUUCCCUGCCGAGUUUGAUACUGAGAACAUGAGCUGCGAGGACAUGGAGUACUUCUGCGGCAAAGGAGAGGAGGAUGGCAACCGCGAAGCAGGAGAGCCAGAGGUGGACAGCCAGGCUGAGAAGACAAGGCAUACUUCAGUGGGGCCGGAUGAAUGGGAUGGCCCAAGAGAGCUUGAUGCGUUUCUUAAAGACGGCGAGCGCCGGAUCCACAGCCGUCAGCAGCUGCCUGUGGGAACAACUUGGGGACCCUUCGAAGGGAAGAUUGAGAUGGGUACCGAGAACAGCACACUGAAGACGAAGAGCACGGUCCCGGUGGUGCUGAGCGCCGGCCCCAAGUGGCUGCUGGAUGUGACUUGGCAGGGAGCAGAGGACAACAAAAACAACUGUGUGGUGUACAGCAAAGGUGGCCAACUGUGGUGCACCACCACCAAGAACAUGAUGGAGGGCGAAGAGCUGGUGGCGUUUGCGGUCGACUUUGACUCACGUCUGCAGGCAGUGAACCACAUGUCUUUGAGCGAGGGCAUGUACCCAGCCAGGCUGCUGGACAGCAUCCAGCUCUUGCCGCAGCAGGCUGCAAUGGCUUCCAUCCUACCCACUGCAAUUGUCAACAAGGACAUCUUCCCCUGCAAAGCUUGUGGGAUCUGGUUUCGCAGUGAGAGGAAUCUCCAGGCCCAUCUGAUGUACUACUGCAGUGGGCGGCAACGGGAACCUGAGACGGUUGUUGAAGACAGUGACACCGCACCCCACCAGACCUCCAGUAUGUGCCCCUUCCCACAAUGCAACAAGACCUUUUCAGGGGCCAGGGCGCUGGAGAUGCACCUGACCACCUCACACAGUGGUGUCAAAAUGGAAGAGAGCCUCCCUCCUGGCACCAGCUUGAAAUGCACAAUCUGUAACUACACGGCAGAUUCUCUUAUUACAUUCCAGCAUCACAUCAUGUCUCACCUGUCACAGGCGGCCUUCAGAUGCAAUCACUGCCAUAUCAGCUUUCAGAGCCACAGGGAACUCUUACAGCAUCAGGACUUACACGGACAUGGCAACAAACUUCACAGGGAAGGCGACGCCACCGAGCAUUCCCCCCGGGGGUCUGAUGAGAGCCUCCAGCAGCAGCAGCAGCAGCAGCAGCAGCAGCAGCAGGCCUGCACCGAGCUGGCCAACAGGAAGGAUGCUCUGCUGGGAAGUCCCAAAGGGGCCCUCAACAAGGAGACCGGCACAGACGGAGAGGCCGACAAGGCCGAGAAAAAGCCCAUGCUGUCUGCUCAGAAGGGAGAUGCCCACCCAGGCAGCAAAGCAAGUUUUUCUUACACUCGGAUCAAAUCGGAGCCCUCGAGCCCCCGUCUGGCCUCUUCCCCCGUGCAGCAUAACAUGCCUACAUUUCCCAUGGGCCCCUUCUUGUCUCAGUUCGCUUUCUCCCAAGACAUUUCAGUGGUCCCCCAGGCUUCCGAGAUUCUAGCUAAAAUGUCAGAGCUAGUUCACAGGAGACUACGUCACGGAGGGAACAGCUACCCCCCAGUCAUCUACAGCCCGCUUAUGCCCAAAGGAGCCACCUGUUUUGAAUGCAAUAUCACUUUCAGCAACCUGGACAACUAUUUGGUCCACAAAAAGCACUACUGCAACAGCCGCUGGCAACACAUGGCAAAGUCACCCGACUUCUCUGUCCUUUCUGACAAGGUCCCCGAGUCAGUGAGUCCUAACAGCGGGCACACCUCCGUUAGCAUGUUGACCGGAUGCCACCCUGCUGAAGGCGACAGUCACCUCAUGCAGUCAGCCUGCCUGAACUCCAGUAUGUUGGACAUGAUCAAUGCUGGGGCCAAAGGGCCUGAUAAGGAUCCAGCAGGGCAGGUGAAGAAGGUCUCAACACCAACUGGGGUUGAAGAGAGGCUCAACGGAAAACAGAUCGAGGGGAAAAGCCCGAGUACCGGUCUAGUGGAGAGCGACAACGACCCGAGCAAGACGACCUGCGAUGCCUGUAAUAUCACCUUCAGCCGCCAUGAGACCUUCAUGGUACACAAGCAGUACUACUGCGCCACCCGUCAUGACCCGCCCAUGAAGCGCAUGUCCACCAACAAGGUGCCCUCCAUGCAGAGGACCAUGAGAACUCGGAAGCGAAGAAAGAUGUACGAGUUGUGUCUCCCCGAUCCCGACCAUCAAAGGGCCCCCAUGGGACAGACGGGUUUCCUCGGGGUUCAUCCUAUGAAUCCUUGUUCGUCCCAAGAAGCCGUGGACAGCCUCGGAGACCGUUUCCAGCCCCGCUGCGACAUCUUUCCAGGUAUGGUCCCGAAACACCUGGAGGCCUCUCUGACUGUCACUAAACCUAUUUUGACCCCCAAAUGCAAUACAGCGGAGCCACAUGAGUUGGAUGCCCCGAUUGAUCUCAGCAAAAAGUGUUCACCUCUCUCCGAUAAGACAUGUAGCUCUCCGAAAAGACUGUUGGACUACCACGAAUGUGCAGUGUGUAAAAUAAGUUUUAAUAAAGUGGAGAACUACUUGGCACACAAACAGAACUUUUGCCCAGCUACGGCUGCCGCUACGGCUCAGAAGUCACAACAGCCACAUCCACAUAAUGAGACGGGCAGCCUGGACACGACUAUGUUCCCGGAUGUGAAGAACGAAGGCACUAACAACACUGGUGAGCCCUACGAUAAGAGCCCAAGCAAAUGUGAAAAAAAUGCCAACGGGAAGGUGAUGGUGCAGAAUGGAGUCCUGUUCCCACCUCACCUGGGGCCUGUGACGGGUCUCAAGCCUUUCGCUGAACCCCAGCUUAUCCCAUCAAAAGAUGAGAACAAGAACCUGUAUCUGCCCCAUUGCCUUUAUCCCGGAGCAAUAAAGAAGAUGAAAGGCUCCGAGCAAAUAUCGCCGUAUUUUGGGAUAAAGCCGACCGACUAUGUGAGCGGAGGACCAGUGAUGCAGGGAGAGGCCAGCGAACAGGAGCAGAGUGUUAACGGGGGAGGAAGCGGAGGUGAGGCGGCGACAACGAGGGAAGCGACCCAACAGCCCGCUGCUAAUGGCUGCCCUCAUCCUGGCAAGGAGCCUCUCCCCCUACUGCCCAAAAACCGAGGCAUGGUCAUCGUCAACGGGGGACAUAAGCCGGAAGAACGCUCAGGCACAGCACCGCAACAGGAGAAUCAGCCCCAGCCAGAUGGCCAAGCCACUAAUCCCUCACCAACGUGGGCCGCGGAGAACCCAGCAGACUCCAACGAGAACAUGUCACCUUCCUCCAAGUCCCCAAAUGAGGAUGCAGCACCCCCAGCCAAUAAAGGGAUGAACGGCUCCGGAAGUAGCAAGUACUGUCGCCUCUGCGAUAUCCAGUUCAACAACCUGUCAAACUUUAUUACCCAUAAGAAGUUUUACUGUUCAUCACAUGCUGCAGAGCAUGUUAAAUGAGAAGACAGAUUCUUCCUCUCGAACCUCUUUCUUCCUUA
This is a messenger RNA of Phycodurus eques (leafy seadragon), 3594 nucleotides long. It is a transcript of the gene zfpm2a, whose product is annotated as zinc finger protein, FOG family member 2a. Gene Ontology annotation, biological process: cell differentiation; positive regulation of transcription by RNA polymerase II; negative regulation of transcription by RNA polymerase II. The transcript is spliced from 8 exons. Gene Ontology annotation, cellular component: nucleus. NCBI's taxonomy places the organism in Eukaryota, Metazoa, Chordata, Actinopteri, Syngnathiformes, Syngnathidae. Gene Ontology annotation, molecular function: RNA polymerase II-specific DNA-binding transcription factor binding. The record is from RefSeq and is a predicted model, not a curated record. The coding region runs from base 38 to 3556 and encodes 1172 amino acids.